This is a messenger RNA of Astyanax mexicanus (Mexican tetra), 2071 nucleotides long. RefSeq names its product ELMO/CED-12 domain containing 2 (gene elmod2). Bases 220 to 1119 code for a protein of 299 amino acids. Gene Ontology annotation, molecular function: GTPase activator activity. NCBI's taxonomy places the organism in Eukaryota, Metazoa, Chordata, Actinopteri, Characiformes, Acestrorhamphidae. Gene Ontology annotation, cellular component: membrane. The record is from RefSeq and is a predicted model, not a curated record. The transcript is spliced from 9 exons.
CAGACUGUGACCCAGACGACAGUUGGCGCAACACGGUUAGCCGCUUAGCUUCGACCUGAGGUAACUAGCUUUGCUAACGCUAACAAACAAACAGCAGCUUUUCUAUAAAAACACAGCGGCCAGACUGAAACCGACCCGCAGCUCUGCGGACAGUGCUCGUCCUGCGGUAGAGGAGCCGUGGCCUGGCGGACAUAACGGCGAAUUUUCUCUCUGUUUGGGAUGAUGUUGGGGUGUAUCUGGCAGUACUUCUACUCAUCCUUCCUUCGGUUCUGGCUCAAAUGGUUUCUCAGACACAUCACAGGAAAAUGUGAACUGCAGAGGAUAUGCGCUGGAUACAAGCAAGGAGCUCUGAGGACGAGCCAGAUAGAGUACUCCCUGAAAUCAUCUAAAAACAAGGUGUUGCAAGACGCUGUAAAUGUGAAGGAGGAGGAUGUGGUGGACUGCGUGGCACAAAUCAUGAGACACAAGAAUAUCAGUGAACAGAAGGAUCCUAUGUUUAAGGUGAAUCUUCAGCAGUGCCUGUUGCAAAUAAGUGGUUAUAACACCCUGUUUGCUGCUGUUGAAGAUCUGAGAAAAGAGGUGUUUGACUCCGAAAAUGAAGACCAUGAGAAAAUGCUUCUCAAUUUGUGGGACCUGCUGAUGCCAUCAGAAAAGCUGGAAUCUCGGAUCACUAAGCAGUGGGGCAACAUUGGGUUUCAAGGGGACGACCCAAAGACUGACUUCAGGGGAAUGGGCAUGCUCGGCCUGGUAAACCUGGUGUUUUUUAGUGAGAACUACACUGACGCUGCACGACAAGUUCUGUCACACGCAAACCAUCCAAAGCUGGGGUACUCUUAUGCCAUAGUGGGCAUUAAUCUGACGGAGAUGGCCUACAGUUUACUGAGGAGCGGAGCUCUGAAGACUCAUUUCUACAACACUGUGGCUGGAAAACCUGAAAUGCAGAACUUCCACCAGCUUUACUGUUACUUGGCAUACGAGUUCAAUAAAUUCUGGGUGGACGAGGAGCCUGAGAGCAUCAUGGAGUUCAACACCUACAGAGAGAAGUUCCACGACAAGGUGAAGGUGUAUCUUCAGGAGCCGGAGGUCGCUCUUAUCUUGAAGCUGGACGCUAAAAACUGAGCAGAAUUGCCCAAAAGGAUCCCAAAAUGUUUUUGAACAGUUUUUGUUGUUUUACUUAUCCAAAAGAAGAUACCUUUUUUAAGGAAAUCUCUCUCCCAUGAUUCCUAUUUUUAAACAAAUUAACACUAAUUUUAUAAAACCACUGAGCCUCAGUGAUCAUUCCUGAACACGGUACUUUAGGGGGCAGUUUCUCAGACAGGGAUUAGUUCUAGUAUUAGACUAAGUUUUCAUUUAAGUGUAAAUUCUCCAUUGAUUUAAAUGCUGUGUAGUCAAAGACUAGGCCUAAACCUUGUCUGGAGAAAGUGCCUCUGGAAGGUAUGGAUUGUGUGGUCAGAAACAGGACCUACUCACUCCUGUUACUAAUAGAAAUAUUAAGAUGUGGAACUAAUAUGUAAAACUAGCUGUUAGCUAGACUGGAAUUCACUCCAUUCUUGAAGUUUUGGUUGCAUGUAUUUAUGAUUCCUGUUUCCGGUUUACUUUUGUGUUCUUGGAUCAUCUCAGGAAUUUGAUAUUUGUGUCCACACAGGGAGAUAAAAUUAUAUAUUUUUUUUUUCUUGAGCUAAAUUGUCUUGCACAUACAGACAAUUUGACCCUUUUGCAUGUUUUAAUGCUUUAAUUUGCGAAUUUCACCCUGACUUUAAGUACACUUAAAGGAAUGUACUUUAAAUGGCCCCAUCGCCUUGUGACAUGAAUGGUUACUGUAUGUGUAACUGUAGUUUGUGUGUUAUAUAAGCAGUGAAAUACUUUUACGGUACAAGUAUUUCUGUUAAGAAUAAACAAACAACGAAGUACAUGAAUAUACUAUUUUCCUGCAGUGUGAUUUAUGUACCAUUGUUGUCUUAUUUAUACAGUUUACAGGACCAUUUUGUAGUUCUACUUCCAUUAAUUACUUUGGUUUUGUACAGUUGGAUGCCUGGCAAAAAUUAAUAAAUUGCACCAGUGGUUUUCACAA